AAGUCGGCUACCAUUGAUCCAAUGAUUGAAUUAGACGUUAAUCCAGUUUGCCUCUCCUGUUUAUCCGUCUCAUCUUCCAGUGCAAACAUUCAUAACUGAUUUACUCCUGUGUUUUUCUUUGCUGGAUCAUGUUCUGAUUGAUUAGGCGAAUGGGGAUACGGAAUCGAUUGGAAACUCAACCGAAUAUCCUUAGAACGACUUCGUUUGGGGCUGUUUCGAGCUGAAGUGUCUUGAUACCGUGAUAGUGCCCGCUUGUCGUUAAGGUUUAUAUAGCAGUACCAAGCAGAUUAGUCCGAAUUUAUGGCGAUUAUGAAGAUAUUUUUAGCGUUUCUCCUCAUUAGUGUAGCAAGGUGCACAAUUGUGCAUCUCUUUGAAUGGAAAUUUGACGAUAUCGCAAGGGAAUGCACCUCAUUUUUAGCACCAUACGGAUACACUGCAGUUCAGGUUUCUCCAGUUAAUGAAUAUGCUGUUCUUGAAAACCGUCCGUGGUACGAGCGUUACCAACCUUUCUCGUACAAGAUCAUUUCAAGAUCUGGGAACGAGGAACAAUUCAAAAAUAUGGUGCGUACUUGCAGCGCCAACGGAAUAAAGAUUUAUGUUGAUGUAAUAAUAAAUCACAUGAGCGCAACACUUCCCGUAAACACGAAAGGAACAGGGGGUAGUGAUGCAGUUACAAGUAAAAAAAAUUAUCCAGCAGUGCCCUACACUUCGGACAACUUUCAUCCCACAUGCUCUAUUAAUAACUAUCAAAGCACCACACAAGUACGAAACUGUGAAAUUGUCGGCCUUCACGACCUCAAUCAAACCAUACCUUAUGUUAGGAACAAGAUAUUGCAGUAUAUGAACCAUCUAAUUGACUUAGGCGUCUCAGGCUUUAGAAUAGAUGCAGCAAAACACAUGUGGCCUUCGGAUCUUAAAGCUAUAUAUAAUAGCUUAAAAGAUCUCAACCAAAAUUUUGGCCAUCCACAAGGCUCUAAGCCAUUUAUAUAUCAAGAGGUCAUCGACGAAGGUACUGGAGCGGUAAAAUAUACAGAUUACAAAGACUUGGGACUCAUUACUGAGUUCAAAUACAGCGAUGAAUUAAGUAAAGCUUUUAAAGGAAAGAACAAAUUAAAGUGGCUUAGAAACUUUGGGGAACCUUGGAAUUUCAUGAACUCAAAGAGCGCCAUAGUUUUCGUUGACAAUCAUGACAACCAGAGAGGCAAUGCCAUUUUGAACUAUAAAUCUCCAAAGCUCUACAAGAUGGCCGUUGGCUUCAUGUUGAGCUGGCCUUAUGGUACAAAAAGAGUGAUGUCAAGCUUUGACUUCAAGCAGUUUAACGAUGGGCCGCCACACGAUGAAAACUUUGCUAUUAAAAAUGUCACCACCAACGCGGACCUGACAUGCAACAACGGCUGGAUUUGUGAGCACAGGUGGAGGCAGAUUUACUCCAUGGUGAAAUUUGAUAAAGUGACAAAUGGAACUCCUGUUACGGAUUUCCAGGAUAAUGGCGCCAAUCAAAUAUCAUUUUGUAGAGGAAAUAAAGGAUUUGUUGCAUUCAAUGGAGACAAUUUCAACAUGAAUAUUAGAAGAAAGGUUUGUUUGCCGAGUGGCACGUACUGCGAUGUGAUUUCUGGUCUCAAAGGUGAAAAUAAAUGCACAGGCAAGAUGGUAACGGUUGACAAAGACGGUUUAGCCGACAUCCAAAUCAAUUCAGACGAAGAGGAUGGACUUCUUGCUAUCCACACUGAGGCUAAACUUUCUACACAGAAUGUUCUGGUAUUUUAAUUACCUGUUGUAUAACAUAUAUUUUUACUACCUAAUUAUGUAAUUAGCCAUUAAUUU
Cimex lectularius (bed bug) is the source of this 1824-nucleotide messenger RNA. RefSeq names its product alpha-amylase 1. The record is from RefSeq and is a predicted model, not a curated record. Gene Ontology annotation, biological process: carbohydrate metabolic process. The transcript has 12 exons. Gene Ontology annotation, molecular function: cation binding; alpha-amylase activity. Lineage: Eukaryota; Metazoa; Arthropoda; Insecta; Hemiptera; Cimicidae. Bases 301 to 1767 code for a protein of 488 amino acids.